AUGGAAGUCCUCAUCAUCUACAUCUACAAUUUCUUGACAACAAGGAAGUGGUUCAUUUUUGUGUUCUUCUGCCUUGCCGAGACACUUAUAUUCAAGAAGUACACCAAUGAAGACCUGAAGGAUGAUCCGUUCAAAAUCAUAGAGCUGGGGGCCAGCAAGACCCUGUUUUACAGGGUGUCCAACGAAAAGGCAAGGGCAAACUACAUGCAGCUACACAUACCGUUCAUCGUCGAGAAGCUCUUUCAUCUCGAGCACGACAUCGAAUACACGUCAGGCUCGGUUAAGUACGUGAUCAGACCAUUCAAGGAGAUUUUCAUGGUCAAGGAUGGCAAGAAGACAUUUAUCGGCAGAUUUGCACACAGUUUCAUAGACAAUGAGAGUUAUUGCCAGGUGUUUGAGAAGGGAGACAGGUGUGGGUUCAAUAAAAAUGUGCGCUGGUCUGCUCGUGUGCAGUUUUCCGGCAGUGUUGACAAGCUGCGGGUUGUUAGGCUGAUCGAGGGGAAUCUCUGUAACUAUGAAAUUAGGGUGGUUGGCGACAUUCUGACACGUAAGAUAACGAACAAGGACACAAUUGUGUACAAGGGGAACAAAGAGGGGGAAGAAGAUGGUAGCGCGAAUGACGAGGAUGAGAAGGAGGAAGCAAUGCAUUUCAAGGCGUUUAAGAUGAAGCUCUUAGGCAGCGGCUCCUCGCAUCAAUAAAUGAAGUAAUGUGGUUUGCUGCACUUGUCGUGUGUUUUAUGACUAUACCUGUUAUAUCACGAGGUGCUGCGAUAUUAUGUGUGGAAAGAUGCGAUUAUUGAUCAGAAAUUGAUAUAGAAAGACUGUGGGCGUACUUAGACACUCAUCAAGGCACCUAAGUUGGUAUUAAAGUGCAGUUACAUCACUAUACGAUUGUUUUAUCGGGCAUUUUGAACAUGACGUACAUCAAAUUAUCACAGUUGGUUAGAUUUUAUGUUUCAACCAUGAAUUGUUGGCGUAUUGUAACGAGCUAGGCAUUGUGAGUAGAGAACGUUGCUGUGCUCCAAUCCUGCGCAACAUGCCAUCUGUUGUGCAACGAUGUUGGUAUGGAAUGCGGUAUAAAGGACAGGUUUAAUGAAUUUGUUCUGUUCUUACGACUUGCAUGUCAACAACAAAGACACGCUCUUUACCCAUGCACUACCAUCCGUGCAAUUGUGCGCAUUACGUACCGUUUCUUCCUCUUUCAGGUGUCAUGAAAUUUACCACGUUGGUCUCAACGGUGAUAAAACGUUUCUCAGCUCAAAAAAUGGCAGCCAAUACAAUUUUUGGUACCGGAUUUACGGCCCGUUCAUUUUGAAUGUUCUUAACGGUUCAACCGCUUGUGCGU
This is a messenger RNA of Vavraia culicis subsp. floridensis, 1345 nucleotides long. RefSeq lists its product as uncharacterized. Bases 1 to 699 code for a protein of 232 amino acids. NCBI's taxonomy places the organism in Eukaryota, Fungi, Microsporidia, Pleistophoridae. The transcript has a single exon. The record is from RefSeq and is a predicted model, not a curated record.